GCAUGUCGGAGAUUUUGAAACGGUUUUAAUUUUAGAUUGGAAAUGUCGUAGCCUGCGUUUCUGAAAUUAUUUACAAAGCUAAGGCCAUGUUGGCACAGAAUCCUUGACAUCUGUAUCGCUGAUUCCCGUAAACAGUGCACAUCGACGGCUAUUGCCACGACGGCUAUUCUCAUACACCAAGUUCAUUUCUUUUCAAGUGGCCUACGACACAGCACGCCCAAAAUGUGUUGCACAGUUCCACAAAUAGUCUUCCUUCUACAACUAGCAGGCGUUGCUACAGCUGUGAAGUUCUCAGUUCUGGUCGGCAAUGCUACAGUCCUACGUGGGGGCUCGGUCACUCUGCCGUGCUGGCUCUCCCCCACUACGGAUGCCGAGGGGAUGGAGGUGCGGUGGUACUUGAAGGAAUACCAAACACCUGUGCUGCUCUACCAUAACGGCAAACUCCAGAACGCUACUCAAAUGGAGCAGUAUCAAAACCGCACUACACUUGUGCCCCGUGAGCCAUCUAGUAGCCUGAAACAAGGGGAUGUGUCAAUAAGAAUUGAGGAUGUGAAACUGACCGACGUCGGGAAGUUUACAUGCUAUGUCAGCAGCAGUGAGCACUAUGACAGCGAUCAUGUGUUUCUCAAAGUAGAGGAGAUCGGGGCUUCUCCGAUCCUGUCUCUAUCAAAGUUUAACGAUGGCCGGAUUAACGUGAGCUGCAUGUCCACCGGGUGGCAGCCGGGUCCUUUGCUCCAGUGGUCCCUUGGGCCCCAACAGGUGCUCAAGCCCGGGGGCCUGAGGCAGUCCCGGGGGACCGGUGGUCUGGUCACUGUGCAGAGCUGGGUGGUCCGCCCCUCCUCAGAGUCCGGGUGGAUCUCCUGCUCCGUGUUUCUGCCCAACAGGAAAGAGCAUCUGAAGGAGGCCAGGGUGGAUGUGAACAUCGAAUUACUAGGUGUAUCAUCUUGGAUGGUAGCUUUCAUCAUACUUGUAACCCUGCUGUUGGCAGCAAUAUGUGCCCUUCUAUUAUACCUGAAAAAGAAGAAAGGUUUUCCCAUGGGAACAGCAGAGGAAAGUAAUGUUGCCCUGAUAAGAGAAGAUGUUCCCCAUGGAGCAGCAGAGGAAUUGAAUGCCCUGUUAAGAGAAGAGGUAGACUUCAUUUGGUGUGAAGCUCCGGAGCUUGUAUACUCUGAGGACAUGAAAAGUCUUGCCGUGGACAUCUCCGUGAACAAGGAUGCAGCUCCAGCUUGUAUGGCAGUUGGUAAAAAUGGUAAAAUGAUGCGGGACAAACAUGACUGUGACCCUACUGACUAUGACCUCUGUGUCCUGGUAAACCCAGGCUUCACUAGUGGGCAGCACUACUGGGAGGUGGGAUUAAAAAGGGAUGGAACUCCAGUCAAGAACUCCUGGUGGGUGGGAGUGGCAACAGACUCAGCAGUGCAGUCGAUGAGGGAGCAGAAGUCCAUGCCGACUAGUGGCCUGUGGUGCCUCUACUCAGACAACAAGCAUGGAGUCCACACCAAAUCAGGAUCUUCUCACUACAUAUCUAUGGCAUCAAGACCUGAGGUAUUAGGCAUCUUCCUUGAUUAUGACAAUGGGCGUCUGUCCUUUUAUGAUACAAAACUAAAACGUCAUCUUGUCACCAUUAAAUCGAACUUCAGGGAAACGGUGUAUCCUCUUUUCAAUCCUAGCAAAGGUGAUAAAGCAGUACUUGAUAUUUUGUCUUUGCCUGUUGCUACACCUUUGCCUGUUGCUGCACCUGAAGUCAAUAGCACAGCAGCAACUGCUACUGAAACAUGAUGACGUUAAAUAAUGCAUAAUUUGUCUGGCAAAGCCAAAUCAUACAGUUGAAAUUGUAUAAAGAUUCUUCACUCUUCCGGUUUUUACUAUAAUUAAGUAAAUGUGAGAUCAACUCAGAUCAACUACACACUUACAUAUUAUACCUUCAAGAACUGUGUGCUGUUCAAGCUGAUUGCCGAAUGGGGUUAAUAUUAGGAAUCAAGCCUACCAGCCAAAUAUAUGACUAAUUCCAUUGCAUUUAAUAUAUUUGCUCACUAAAUAAAUCUCUUGACCAUUUGAAGUAAAAUAGAACACGUCCACAUUAUUGUGAUUGUGCCUUAACAAAGAUGUUAGUGCUCUGGUGGAGCAAUACAAAAAAGGCAAUGUGAUGUCGUCCUCCAUUUGUAAAAACAUCCCCACUAGUCUGCAAUCUGCAUUACUCUGUACUUCUAAUAACAACAAUAAGUAACAAUCAUUUUUAAUGCUAAAUUUGAUGCAGAAGAAAUGGUUAGCACUGAACCACUACAGUUUUUAGUCAUAUGUAGCCUACACAUCUCACUUCAUCAUACACUAUAUAUCUUUCUAAAACGGAUAGUUCCGGUCCUUGAUUGUGAUUGGCUGAAUCGCGUUCGAUGCCGUUGUAAAUAUCAUGAUAAACUCACACCUUGACCGCAUUUCGUUCUAUAGUAAUACGCUACCACAAAACUAGCACAAAAGUUAGAGUGGCUGCGUCUUGUUGUUGCAUGGCAACCAUUCAUAUGGAGGGAAUAUAUUUCUUGGUGGAAGAAAGAUUAUCUAUGAAUACAUUGUUACAUUGUUGUUGCUGUGGCUUCGUUUCAUGAAAUCUUGCUAGAUCGACGUAGUAACCGUUUUAGGAAAAGCAAUAAGCCACUCGAGU
Molecule: messenger RNA, 2656 nt
Organism: Sardina pilchardus (European sardine)
Lineage: Eukaryota; Metazoa; Chordata; Actinopteri; Clupeiformes; Clupeidae
Product: cabz01076234.2
Exons: 12
Coding region: 223-1779 (518 amino acids)
Biological process (GO): T cell receptor signaling pathway; regulation of cytokine production
Cellular component (GO): external side of plasma membrane
Molecular function (GO): signaling receptor binding
Source: RefSeq, a predicted model, not a curated record